Ooceraea biroi (clonal raider ant) is the source of this 4596-nucleotide messenger RNA. RefSeq names its product RNA polymerase III subunit A. Gene Ontology annotation, molecular function: DNA-directed RNA polymerase activity; DNA binding. The record is from RefSeq and is a predicted model, not a curated record. Gene Ontology annotation, biological process: DNA-templated transcription. NCBI's taxonomy places the organism in Eukaryota, Metazoa, Arthropoda, Insecta, Hymenoptera, Formicidae.
AUUUUUAUUCGUUACCACUUGCCGCUAAUUUGUGUUUGUUAUUAACUUGUUGAGUGAUAAAAAUAAAUUCUUUUAAAUUCAUUUCGAACAUAUAUGUUAACCGGGAGAAAUAAUGUUGAUAAAAAAAAAGAAACUGGGACAGAUUGAGUUGGAGUUGUAAUUGUAUAUUUCGUUUUAAAUUAGUUAAUAUUAAAAAUGGUUAAAGAACAAUUCAGAGAGACGAACAUUGCCAGUGAAGUGGCCAAUAUAUCCUUUGGAGUAGACAGUAUGCACGACAUGCUUCUACAAGCCAAUGUAGAAGUUAUAGCAAAAAAUUUGUACAAUGAAGACACCUCACGGACUCCCAUUCAACAUGGAGCACUGGAUAGACGUAUGGGUGCAAGUUCCAUGAAUACUGGGCAUGAAUGUAAGACCUGUGGGAAGAAAUUGAACGAUUGCAUGGGACAUUUCGGUUACUUGAAUCUGGAACUGCCAGUUUUUCAUGUCGGCUACUUUAAAUCCAUCGUUCAAAUCCUACAAAUGAUUUGCAAGAGAUGCGCCCAUAUUCUGCUAACACCAGAGGAAAAGAAAUUUUAUUUACGUAAAGUACAAAAGCCAAGUCUGACAUACUUGGAGCGCAAGGCAUUGCGUAAGAAAGUUUGGGAGAAAGCAAAGAAAAGGACAGAAUGUCCGAAUUGCAAAUCGAACAAUGGCCCUGUUAAAAAAGCUAGUUUCCUUAAAAUUAUACAUGAAAAGUAUAAAAAUUUGAAGAAAACGGAUCCUGUUGUUCAAGACAAAUUGUCCGAGUUCAGUACAAUAAUGGAACGUGACAGAGAAUUUCAGAGUAUAGUGGAUCAAAAUUAUAGAUCGGUAUUAACUGAAACACUGUAUCCAAAUAUGGUUAGAAAACUCUUUAGUAGAAUCCCAGACGGUGAUAUUUAUCUUUUGCUGAUGAAUCCCGACUCUGGAUCGCCAGUAGAUUUAAUAUUGACGAGAAUUCCUGUGCCACCGAACUGUAUCAGACCUAGUCUCGUGUCUGACCUAAAAGCUGGUACCAAUGAAGAUUAUCUGACAAUGAAAUUAUCGGAAAUAGCGCUCAUCAAUGAUGUUAUUCGCAAAAACAUUGGCGUUAACGUGCAACUGUACAUGGAACAUUGGGACUUCCUCCAGUUGCAUUGCGCUCUUUACAUCAACAGCGAAAUAUCUGGAAUUCCUCUUCAUAUGCAACCAAAAAAAUCUGGUAGAGGACUAGUUCAAAGACUGAAAGGGAAACAAGGUCGUUUCCGGGGUAAUUUAUCUGGCAAACGUGUCGAUUUCACUGCUCGCACAGUGAUCUCUCCUGAUCCAAAUCUCCGAAUAGAACAAGUCGGCGUUCCUAUACACGUCGCGAUGACCUUGACGUAUCCUGAAAUGGUUCAUUCGGCGAAUAUAGAAUUAAUGCGCCAGUUAGUCAGAAAUGGUACGGACGUGUAUCCCGGUGCUAAUUUUAUACAAUACAAGAAUUCGCAGGCCGGCAAACGGUACCUUAAGUAUUCUGAUCAGAAAAAGAUUGCCGACAAUUUACAGUACGGAGACAUCGUUGAGCGACAUCUCAGAGACGACGACAUAGUACUGUUUAAUCGGCAACCGUCCCUGCACAAAUUGAGUAUAAUGUCGCACAGGACCAAAGUGUCGACGACGCAUCGAACGUUCAAGUUCAACGAAUGCGUCUGCACGCCGUACAACGCGGAUUUCGAUGGUGACGAGAUGAAUCUCCACGUACCGCAGACGGAAGAAGCCAGAGCGGAAGCACAGAUUUUGCUGGCUAACAAAUCGAAUCUGGUUACACCUCGCAACGGCGAACUGCUGAUAGGAGCGACACAGGAUUUCAUCACCGGCGCUUACAUGCUGACGCAUAAGAACUCGUUUUUCAGUCUAACGCAAGUUACCGAAUUAAUGUUUUGCUUCAUGGCCGCUCCGGAUGACACUAUGAGCAUAACUCUCCCCAAGCCUGCGAUCUUAAAACCGAUGAAAUUGUGGACCGGCAAACAGAUAUUCAGUCUGAUUAUGCGACCGAGUGCGGAGUGUCCUGUCAAGAUAAAUCUAAAGACCAGCGGCAAGACUUACACGAGUAACGAGGAAUUUUGCGUUAACGAUUCCUAUGUUAUCAUUCGCAAUUCCGAGCUUCUUGCUGGAACGAUGGAUAAAUCUACGAUGGGCUCGGGAUCGAAGCAGAACAUAUUUUACGUUGCGCUGCGCGACUGGAGCGAGAAUGUCGCCACUACGGCCAUGUGGCGCUUAGCGAGAUUGUCGACUGCUUUUAACAUAAUCAAAGGUGUCUCUCUCGGUAUAGUGGAUAUCCUGGCCACUACGCAUCUCCUUCAGGCCAAAGAGAAAAUGCUGAACGCUCGUUACUUGAAGUGCAACGAAUACAUUGAAUUGAUGGAGGAUGGCCGUCUAGUUUGCCGACCUGGCUAUUCGAAAGAGGAAACUCUGGAAACGAAGAUAUUAAACGAGCUCUCAGCGAUUCGUGAUAACAUCGGUAAAGUCUGCUUGAAGGAGCUGUUGCCUUCGAAUAUUGCUCUGAUCAUGGCGCUCUGUGGCAGUAAAGGCAGUUUUAUCAACAUCUCACAGAUGAUUGCUUGCCUGAGUCAACAAGCUAUCAACGGACAGAGAGUGCAGAAUGGAUUUGAACAUCGUACUCUGCCUCUGUUUCCGCAACAAUUGAAGACUCCGCAGGCUAAGGGUUUCGUGCAGAAUUCCUUCUUAACUGGAUUAUCUGCGGGGGAAUUUUACUUCCACGCGAUGGCUGGACGAGAAGGGUUAACAGAUACCGCUGUAAAGACUGCAGAGACUGGGUACAUGCAGAGACGAUUGAUGAAGAGCUUGGAAGAUCUGUGCAUUCAUUACGACAUGACGGUGCGUAACUCAAUGCACAGUAUCAUACAGGUUCCAUACGGUGGAGACGGAUUGGAUCCUACUUACAUGGAAGGUAAAGACUGUCCGGUAGAUUAUAAGAGAUUAUACGAUCACAUAAGAGCAAAGUUACCAUAUAAAAACGAGGAACCCUUGGACGGUGCUAAUGUAAUCAAUGCCACAAACGAGAUGUUAGCUUCCGAGGAGUACGAGUGCCUGAGUGUGGAAUUUAAGCAAGAACUCACCGCCUUUCUGAAAUCAAUGGCGCGGAAAAUAGUACGUUACCGGCAAAAUGUUAAGACGGAUUCGUCGGUGACGACGCAACUGGAACGUUUGACCGUUUCACAAUUGGUGGAGUUUAUCCAUACGUGCAAAGAGAAGUACAUGAAAGCUAUAAUAGAGCCAGGCACGGCUGUAGGCGCGCUCGCCGCGCAAAGUAUCGGCGAGCCGGGCACUCAAAUGACCCUGAAAACAUUUCACUUUGCCGGCGUAGCGGCCAUGAACAUCACGCAGGGUGUGCCGCGUAUCAAGGAAAUUAUUAAUGCCAGUCCAAAGAUCAGUACACCAGUUAUAACAGUGUCAUUGAUAAAUGAAACAGAUCCGGUAUUCGCCGCGCAAGUUAAAGCAAGAAUCGAAAAGACAACUUUGAAAGAUAUACUGGAAUAUUUCGACGAAGUAUAUUUGUAUAAUGAGCAUUUCUUUAUUAUGCAAUUGGACAUGAAGAGAAUUAAAUGUCUACAGUUAGAGGUAGACGUUAAUUCAAUAAGCUACGUAAUUUGCACAUCGAAAUUGAAAUUAACGCCGAAGAAUGUACGCGUAAUAAACGAGUCGACUAUUAUUAUUCAACCAAAUUCACAAAAGGAAUGCGUCAGUUUUCCGUUUUCUCAACUGCGAAAUGCCAUUCCAAAUAUUGUGAUAAAGGGCCUGCCAUCUGUCUCUAGAGUAGUCGUAGAUAAUGUGGACAUCGGUGGCAGAACGAAGUAUACAUUGUUUGUCGAGGGAGAUAAUUUUAGAGAGGUCAUGGCGACACGUGGCGUCCUAGGCGAAAAGACGACGUCGAAUAAUACGAUAGAAGUAUACAAAACGCUCGGAAUAGAAGCUGCGAGAACGACUAUCAUGACAGAGAUCAAAUCGGUAAUGGAGAAUCAUGGAAUCAAUAUUGAUCGUCGACACCUAAUGCUUUUAGCGGAUUUGAUGACAAGUACAGGAGAAGUGCUUGGUAUUACGAGACAAGGUUUGGCGAAGAUGAAAGAGUCAGUCUUAAAUUUAGCAUCGUUUGAGAAAACAGCUGAUCAUUUAUUCGAUGCAGCUUAUUAUGGACAAAAGGAUAUUAUAUGCGGCGUAUCGGAAUCAAUUAUAAUGGGUAUUCCAAUUCCAGCAGGCACAGGCACCUUCAAACUUCUUUACAAGACAGAGAAGGAUGAAUUAAUCAAAAGGGAACUUCUGUUUGAUAAUCCGCAAUUUCACAAAUUAUUUUACCAAGGAAGACGACGUCAACGAAUCCGACCACGAGAAGUAUUACAGGAGAUUUCAUAAAGUUUUCUCGUAACACUCGAAUAAAAUGUUCAACGUGUAAUUCGAGUUUAAUAAUUGAACGAGAAGAAAAGGAUAUCAGAAUGGUUAGUGAAAAUGAAUUCUGGUCUGAGAUUCGCAAGGAUAUACCACGAUACAAAAAGAGGAAACCACGGGUUGUUCCAGCCUUCACUAUUCAAGCCUUGCAGG